Peniophora sp. CBMAI 1063 is the source of this 2079-nucleotide messenger RNA. NCBI's taxonomy places the organism in Eukaryota, Fungi, Basidiomycota, Agaricomycetes, Russulales, Peniophoraceae. The record is from the annotation of a GenBank genome assembly.
AUGGGUCUAAAACGUGGCUUUCUUAAUACCGAAAAAGGCCGGGCGUCUUUGAGUCUAGAGGAUCCUCCCGUGAAUGAGGCGGCUAAAGUGAACCACCUCAAGGCUGAGCUCAGCUCCGAAGGGAAGGCCCCCGCCACAGCCGCCAAUGAUGCUGUGGCGCCACAAGUCGCCGCGACCUCUAGUGUCGAGCCCAAGAGCGACUCGACGCUCAAGACAGAUGCUGGGUACUCGAACUGCACUUGCGGCAAAGGCGCAACCAAGAGUAAAGAGACCCCGCUCGAUCUCCACGUCGCUCCUGGCGGCCUCGGCCAAGACCGCGACCGCAACCGCUUCAUCUUUCGCGUCUGGCCUCGGGCUUUAGAUGGAGAGGUUAUCCGUGGUGAUCACGCAGAGCACGGCAAGAUGACCUCGAACGGAUGUCAGAUCUGGGGCGAUACGUUAUACGAUCUCUUCAUGACCACUCGUAUACCUGGACGCCACAACCUUCGCACAUUCACGUCUGGAAGCUUGAUGCGCGCACACAUGCUCAAGUUCGGAGAACUGCAUGCUGCGGCAGACGAGCUGGACUGGGCGGCCAGCGAGCCAGAGCCGAAGCAGCUACAGCCGUUCGAUAUCGGGAAGCUCAUACGCGACGCGGAUAACCGGACCGGAGGGAGAUACCAUAUGGACUCCAUGCUCAACUCUCUACUUCCCACACUUCAGUCCCGCUUGCCUUUCCAUCUGCUACCGGAGAAGCUCAUCGUGCAUGACCCGUGGAACACGCUCUCCAUCAGCAAGACGCAUCGCGACUCCAACACGGCCUGGUCCGAGAAGGACGACAUCGUGCACGCGUACAAACUUUCGCUGUCUCCCGAAGGCAAGGUGAAGGUCAAAGAGGAUCGUGAAGCGGCGCAGAAGGUUGAGGCCGAGCGCGUAGAGAAGGAGAAGGACGAAUGGCGCGUACUCAACCCCUCACGUACGUCCGACGGGACGAUGUCCAACAACUACGCCAUCCACGCUAAGGUCCCGUCCCGCCUCCCAAAGCCGAAGAGCAUACCCGAAGCGCACCUCUAUAUCCGUCGCGUCGAUCGUGCGGGCACCGGAAACCACUCGGUCGUAUACACUGCGCAACUUGAGCUGCCUCGGUGGGCACUCGCCGACGACGUUCUGUGCGAGAGGUGUUGGGGAGCGGCGUUUGAGAAGGAGAUGGACGAACGCGUCGCCGCUGGCACCCUCCUCUCCGACGAAGAGAAGGCCAAGACUCCCGAGCUGAAAGUCGUCACGAAGAUCGUGAACCCACGCGCGGAGGUUGUGCUAGUCGAGGAAGAGGCGCACGGGAAGGAUUGCCGCGAAGCGCGCAACGGGCCGAGCGAUAUCAAGUACGAUCGUGGCUACUGCAUGGAGCGCGUCACAGAGCAGCUCCAGACGGCAGAGUUCAGCGGCCCAACGGCGUACAUCUACCCCAAGAUCGAAUGGCAACGACCUGGCGUCACACCGCCAUGCGAGCACCUGCGCAUUCUUGGCUCGAAGGACGAAGAGAUUCCAGCCACGGCGCGCGUCCGCGUGUGCGCGAAGAUGAGCAUUCAGCACGAUGCGCACCUAAAACGCGAGGCCGUGAACUAUCAGAAGUUCCCGGACUGGUUCUUCGAGCAUUGGAGCGGGUACAACGUCGUUCGUCCGUUACACGACCCGACGCCGUGCGGGGCCAUUGUUCCUCAGUUCUACGGGUACUACGUUCCGGAGAAGCCUGCGCACGGAAAGGACGACUACCUUAGUCCUCUGCUCUUGCUCGAGCACUGCGGGAAGGAGAUUGAGGUGGACGAGCUCAGUCAGGACGAGCGUAACGAGGCUGCUGCGCUGUACUUUCAUUUCCUCGAUGGCGGAUGGACGCAGGGGAGUAUCGCGCCGCGCAACAUCUUGUGCCAGCCCGGGCCGAACACGGCUAGCCCUCUGGAACGCAUGGCGAGGAGGCCAAGGCAGAGGUGCUUCAGGCUCAUCGAUUUCGGGAGAGCACUCGAAUUGAGUGGGGAGGGCAGUAGAUACUGUUUGGAUAAGGACGAAGUGUUCAGAUUGUUCAAGUUGGCACAUUAUGCGGAGUAA